CAGCGACAGUCUGGCGUGCAUCUCGAGGGCGCCCUGCAAUUCUUCACCAAGUACGGCCUGGAGUUCCUCACCGGACACGCAGCACUAGAUUCGGUGUUGAUUCGACAGCUGCAAUUCCAGGGCUCGGUCGUCGCCAUCGCACGCCGUAAGAAUCUCGAGUUUCACAACCCCGAAUGGGGCCAACGUGUAAUGCUCGAGGAAGAUCUCACAAUCUAUGCAAAAUCUGGUUAUUUUGGCACCGGGGAGACUACUCGCGGGCAAACACCGGUCCCCCCGUCCGUCCCAGUCGAUCGGAACAUUCUCCGCAGUGUAUUCGUUCCUUUGCCCAAACACCUCGAGACCGCAGACACAUUCGCCAGACGCUCCACAUUGCAUCCCCAAGCCCAUCUCGACGCUGCAGCGACCGUCGUGCAGCGUUCAAACGACGCAUACGUCCACAACGUCCUCCCAGGUCUGCGCGACUCGCCCGCCAAAACCCGCGCGCCCCCAAUCACCAUCCUCGACAUCGACCAGUACAACCUCGACAUCGAGGAGCACGUCUACCUCCUGCAACACCCGAAAGUAAUCACGCAGCACUUCCACUUCCUCGCCCCACGCUACACCUUUCCCAGCAUCAACCUCCGCCUCGCCUGUCUGCUCACCGACUGCGCCAGCCUCAAAAUCAUCGAGCACGGCAUGCGCCGCAACGGCCUCCCGCCGGACUGGACGGGGGUAAGGAAAGCGGACUUGGAGCGCCGCGCGUACGUCGCUGCCUUCGAAAUCUGCCAACACGUCCACUACAUUAGCCAGCGCUCCUUGACCGCCGGUCGCUUCCUGCAGACUUUCGUCGCUAGUGCAAGGAACUUUUUUCGCUGUUUCGCGGCUGACGAGGAGGAGGAGUGGUGCGAGGGGUGUCUUGAGGCGAUUUCGGCUCGAAUUGAGCGAUUAGGUACGGGGCCGGAUGCUGACUCGUUGUGUCCUGUACUGGACUCGUAUGAAUUGAUGGUUGAUGGGUGUAAUUAUAAGUGAGGAUGCUGUUGGAGGUGGAGGUUUCCCCUGGAAUGCUUCAAAAAAAACGUCGCCAACAUUCCAAUGUUUAAUUAUGCGACACGCAAACAAUUGAGACAUCGGUAGCCGAAUUCUGAAA
This is a messenger RNA of Neohortaea acidophila, 1126 nucleotides long. RefSeq lists its product as uncharacterized. Lineage: Eukaryota; Fungi; Ascomycota; Dothideomycetes; Mycosphaerellales; Teratosphaeriaceae. The annotation marks the transcript as partial. The record is from RefSeq and is a predicted model, not a curated record. The transcript has a single exon.